Molecule: messenger RNA, 447 nt
Organism: Chondrus crispus (carragheen)
Lineage: Eukaryota; Rhodophyta; Florideophyceae; Gigartinales; Gigartinaceae
Product: Histone H4
Exons: 2
Coding region: 1-312 (103 amino acids)
Biological process (GO): nucleosome assembly
Cellular component (GO): nucleosome
Molecular function (GO): structural constituent of chromatin; DNA binding; protein heterodimerization activity
Source: RefSeq, a predicted model, not a curated record
AUGUCUGGCCGCGGCAAAGGAGGCAAGGGACUCGGAAAGGGCGGCGCCAAGCGCCAUCGCAAGGUUUUGCGCGAUAACAUCCAGGGAAUCACCAAGCCCGCCAUCCGCCGUCUAGCUCGCAGGGGUGGUGUCAAGCGUAUCUCCGGCCUCAUCUACGAAGAGACUCGCAACGUCCUCAAGGUCUUCCUCGAGUCUGUCAUUCGCGACUCCGUCACGUACACCGAGCAUGCCCGCCGCAAGACCGUCGUGUCCAUGGAUGUCGUGUACGCCCUCAAGAGACAGGGACGUACGCUCUAUGGGUUCGGUAACUAGAGUCGUGUCGGCAAGAAGUAGCCGCUUGCACAUAAUAGCGGGGUUGUACGAUACGUUGUUUAGCUUGUCGAUUGUUACAAUAGUUGAAUAACUGUCUGCACGAAAAAAAAAAGAAGAGUUUAUUGUUUUACUACA